UCAAAGUUACCUCCACCCUGACCCUGGUCUUCCCCGUUGCCAUCCAUCGAUUUCUUCUGUUAAUCCUAACCCUAACCCUAACCCUAACCCUAAUCGCGCACUCUCCAGUGAUGAACGAGCAGCUGAAUCCGGUUCUCACGCUUUCAGUGUUUCCUUUGAGGGAAAGAACCUCCUCAAGGUUGGAGCUUGCUUGACUAAUAUUGAAAAGACCGGCGUCUUGUUUAUAGAAGAGACGCUGAAACAUAAUUGAGAGAUCCACUACGAAAAAAACGACUAAUCCAGAGAGAUGACACGGCAGCGAAAUCUUCUGGUAUGGAAACUGGGAAUAACUAACUACUCCACUGCUCUCAAACUCCAACAACAUCUAGCAUCUGAAAGAAAACUCGGUAAAAUUCCAGAUACCAUCUUGUCUCUUCAACACCCGCCAACAUAUACACUUGGGAAGCGAAGAACCAGUAACAAUCUACUAAUCCCUGAGUCUGAUCUCAAAUCCGUCGGUGCUGAGCUUCACUACACUGAAAGAGGAGGGGAUAUAACAUUCCAUGGUCCUCGUCAAGCUGUACUAUACCCCAUUAUUUCCCUUAGGGAUAUUGGCUUUGGUGCCAGAAAAUACGUCGAAGCCCUUGAAUCAACAAUGAUAGACUUAGCGUCUGUAUACAACGUCAAAGCACAGAGAGGAAUGAAAUGUGAGACCGGCGUUUGGGUUGGAGAUAGAAAGAUUGGUGCAGUUGGUGUUAGGAUAUCUUCAGGUGUUACGUCCCAUGGAUUGGCUUUCAAUAUUGAUCCUGAUUUGAGCUAUUUUAAGCAUAUUGUGCCUUGUGGGAUUGAAGGCAAGGAAGUAACUUCCUUGAGAAAGGAGGCGGAAGUGGAGAUUCUUGAUGAUGAGGUGAUACAUGAGCAACUUAUUCAGUGCUUUGCUAAAUUGUUGCGUUACACUGAUGUUCAAUGGAGACAGGAUAUGUCGAUGUUGUUUACUGAUUAUGAAGUCGAUUGAGAGGAAAUUGUAUUUGCCGUGUGCAUUUGUGUUGUUAUCCCUGGAAAUUCUUGUUGUGGAAAAAUCUAAUGCUAAUUGCUUUUAUGAUGAA
Molecule: messenger RNA, 1085 nt
Organism: Asparagus officinalis (garden asparagus)
Lineage: Eukaryota; Viridiplantae; Streptophyta; Magnoliopsida; Asparagales; Asparagaceae
Product: octanoyltransferase-like
Exons: 3
Coding region: 287-994 (235 amino acids)
Biological process (GO): protein lipoylation
Cellular component (GO): mitochondrion
Molecular function (GO): lipoyl(octanoyl) transferase activity
Source: RefSeq, a predicted model, not a curated record